CGCCGACGAUUUUGACAAAGAAUAUAAUAUCGUUUGUGCGCAGGAAUGGACAGCGGCUCCUCGCUGUACAUGUGCUUCCCCUGCUACCAGCUCUUCAGCUCCCUGGAGGAGGUGCUCUCCCAUCAGCUGACCUGCCAUCCGGACGACGCCGGGGAGGAGGCUGCCCCAGCGGCGCCCCCUGGCCACCAGGCUGAGUCAGUGGCGUUGUACCAGUGCACCAGUGCUCAGCCCAGCUCUGACCUCCCCUCCCCCUCCUCAGACCAGCCCCGACAGAAGUGCACACAGUCGUUGGCCCCACAGAACCACCUCUCCCCCACAAAACCCGGAGGAGUACAGGUUCGGGGUCAGCCCUGCGUCAGCCCCCAGCAGCAGAACCCAGCCCAGGGGAACCAGAAGCAGACCUCCCCGAGCGCCGCGCCCCUGAUCCGGUACCAGUGCGGGGACUGCGGGUCGCUGUUUGAGUCCCUGGCCCGAUGGCAGCGGCACCGCAAGCUGGGCCAGUGUGCCGCGCCCGGGUCGGAACUGGACGGGGAUGGAGAGGGGCCGGAGCGGGCCUGCCUCGCCGAGGGGGAGGUGAAAAUCGAGCAGCCUCCGGAGGAGGGAGGGGAGACGCAGGUCGGAGGAGAGACGGAGGAACGGAUGGUGGUGGAAGGGACUGGGGAGAGGGAAGGAGUGGUCAGCCAGGAUCACUCCUACCUUCCCUGCGCUGGAAAGAGGGAGGACAGGGUGGAGGAGGGGACAGCCGGACCAGUGGGGGGCGGGAAUGGUGUGGGGCAGAGUUCUGCUUCUGCUGGUAUGCUCCAGGAGGGGGGCGGUGAGAUUUCCCUUGUUGCAAAUGCAGGAGGUGUCCAUUUUGGUUCAGAAACCAAGCUGACGGACUCUCAGAACGCCCAAGCCAGCGCCGCUGAACAAAUUCCAGAGACAAGCGAGUCUGCGGCCCCCGUCGCCACGCCCACCGUGUCGGAUCAGAACUUCCUGUGCGUGUGCUGCGGGUCGGGUUUCAGCUCGGAGCCGGCGCUGGUGGCGCACCGCAGGACCCGCCACGGCCUGGAGGAGGCGUUGCACUCGUGUCCCGUGUGCGGGGAGACCUUCAUGAGCACCACCCUCUUCCUCUAUCACCGCAGGCAGCACCGGGAGAAGGAGGGGGCGGCGGGGCAGGGGUCCAGGCCGGGGCAGAAUUUGACAAACCCCAAGAGGGUAGUGAGCCUCCCCCUGUCCUCCGCUGCGUCCUCUGUGGGGGUGAAGAGGAAGAUCAGCUCAGGACCCAGCCCUUUACAAAAGGGACAGUUAGCAGCUGCAGGCGGGGAGGAAAAGGCGGAAAUCGCCAAGGAGACGGGCGAGAGCCAGGAUGAGGGCACCUCGGCGGUGCAGUGGGCCGCCCCACCCGACCCCGACACCCUGACCCCCGGGCCCGGCGGCGGAGAGGGGGGCCCGCAGCGGCGGCAGGCACCGGCGCCGGCGUCCCACGCGUGCCCGCACUGCGGCAGGGCCUUCAAGCGGCGCUGCCACCUGCUGACGCACGUCUACAGCCACACGGGCGGCAAGCGCUACAGCUGCGACACCUGCGACAAGGCCUUCUCCUACAAGAGCAACCUGGCGCGCCACCGCCACACGCACGCCUGCGCCAAGCCCUACUCCUGCGAGCGCUGCGGCAAGACCUUCACCCAGUCCGGCACGCUCAAGCAGCACUGGCUCAUCCACGCCAGGGCCGACGCCCUCGGCCAGGCCGGCCACCCGGGGGCCGAUGGGAAGGGGGCGGGGUUUCAGCUGCCGCACCCCUGCCCCGACUGCCCCUCCAGCUUCAAGACGCGCACCCAGCUGCUGAUGCACAGGCACGUUCACACCGGCCAAUACCCUUUCUCCUGCGCUGUCUGCGGUCAGUCCUUCCUACGCAGGAAACUGCUGCACCUCCACUCUCUCAAGCACCAAGGGAAGGAGCCCAACACGUGCCCCCGCUGCUCCGCCCAGUUCGUCAGCCAGUCGCUGCUGGACAGCCACCUGCAGCGAUGCGUGGGGAAGGCGGGGCGGGGGCGGGGCCGGAGCGUGGGCCAGCUGGAGUGUGAGAUCUGCGGGCACCGCUGCGUGACGCAGGAGGGCCUGGACCUGCACCGGCUGUCCCACUCGGGCCAGACCCCGCUGCGCUGCCCCCUGGCCCCCUGCAGGCGCCGCUUUGCCACCGCCGCCGCCCUGGAGGAGCACGUCCUCGCCCACUGCCGGUCCCCCGCCGACCCCGACGCCGGUGGGCCCGCCCCCAAGCCCCGCCCCUUCCACUGCAAGCACUGCGGGAAGGACUUCACCACCGCCUCCUCGCUCAGCGUCCACCUGCGGAUACACACCGGGGAGAGGCCGUACCAGUGCACUCAGUGCGGGAAGCGCUUCCGGCAGAUCCCCCACCUGCGUGACCACGAGCGUCUGCACAGCGGGGCACGGCCCUUCAGCUGCUCGGUGUGCGGGAAGAGCUUCGUGCUGGCGGCCCGGCUGGCGGAGCACGCCCGCACCCACAGCGGGGACAAGCCGUACGCCUGCCCCCUCUGCCCCCGCGCCUUCCGCUCCCUCUCCAACCUGGGCAAGCACCGCAAGACCCACGGCAAGGGGCCCCCCGGGAAGGGCCCCUCGGGCAAGGAGCCCGGCGCCGAGGGCGAGGCCGCCGUGCGCACCAUCCUGCUGGUCCAGGCCACACCCGCCUCGCUGGAGGGCGACACCCAGCCCGCCGUGGGGACCCUGUCCCUCGCCUCUGCCCCCUCGUCUUCCUCGUCUUCCUCGCAGCUGGUCCUCCUGCACCCGUCCAUGUCGGUGGGAGAGGGCCAGGAGGCGGAGAUGGUGCCCUUCGUACAGCACGCCUUCCAGGUCAUCGUGGAGGAGACCGUUUGAAGACAGGCGAACAGGAGAGAGGGUGUGUUAAAAAAAAAAAAAAAAGGAGAAAAUGGAGGGGUGGGGAAAGGAAACAGAGGCAGGGAAAGAAAUAGGCAAGAGUGAAAGGGGGCGACUUUCAGAUGUUAAACAUUUAGGAGAGGAACAGGCAGGAUCAGGUCAAGGCUGAAGACUGAGGGAGGGAAUAUGAUAAGGGUCCAGGCGAUGAUAGAGUUUAAAAGGGCAGAGAGUUUAGGGAAAG
Megalops cyprinoides (Indo-Pacific tarpon) is the source of this 3112-nucleotide messenger RNA. RefSeq names its product zinc finger protein 574-like. Gene Ontology annotation, biological process: regulation of DNA-templated transcription. The record is from RefSeq and is a predicted model, not a curated record. The transcript is spliced from 8 exons. Gene Ontology annotation, molecular function: RNA polymerase II cis-regulatory region sequence-specific DNA binding; DNA-binding transcription factor activity, RNA polymerase II-specific. NCBI's taxonomy places the organism in Eukaryota, Metazoa, Chordata, Actinopteri, Elopiformes, Megalopidae. The coding region runs from base 46 to 2871 and encodes 941 amino acids.